Messenger RNA from Macrosiphum euphorbiae (potato aphid), 606 nucleotides. Lineage: Eukaryota; Metazoa; Arthropoda; Insecta; Hemiptera; Aphididae. The record is from the annotation of a GenBank genome assembly.
AUGAGUUUUGGAUUUGGUUUACCCCUAUCUAAACAUUUGCAAAAAGUUGACAUUGAUUUAAAAGUAGCAACUAGAUUAGCUGAUGACACUUUAGAAGAAAUAAAAUGUUUUAGAAAUAAUGCUGAAAACUCAUUUAAAAAAUUAUAUACAGCUGCACAAUUUCAAGUGGAAAUAACAAUGCCGAGAGUUAUAGGAAGACAAGUACAUAGAAUGAAUAUUCAAGCAAAAUCUACAGAAGAGUAUUACCGUAUAACCAGAUUUAAUCCGUACAUGGAUUCUUACAUAACUGAACUUGAACAAAGGUUUGUCAAUCAUAAGAUUAAGCUUAACAAUUUUCAGUCACUGUUUGAUACAGAAGAAAAUGAAGAUAAAUUUAUUCAAUUAGCCGAUGAUUACAAAGAUGAUCUGGAGUUCACAAAUCAUUCGUUAUUAUCAACUGAAUAUAAAUUAUGGCAAAGAAGAUUAAAAAACACGGGAAAAAAGCCAGAAAACUCACUCCAAGCAAUGACAGUUUGCAAUAAAGAAAUGUACCCAAGUGUCUUCAAACUCCUUCAGAUCCUUGCUACUAUACCAGUUUCCACUGCAUCAAAUGAGCGCUCCUAUUAA